CAUUUCUGCCCUGGACACAGAUUCCUCUUAUCUGACCGUUGCCUUGGUUUCCUCUCUUCUCCCUGUCCCUCAAGGUUAAUCCUCCUACCCAUUGCACUGUCUUACUCUCAGAAUCCUCUCCAUCAGAGGCAGUAAAACAACGGCAUUAAACACCUGAACCCUUGUCAGGAAAUUCAAAACCUCUCUCCCAUUCCGAAGGCUCUCCAGCCGAAAACAUGACGACAGAAUUGCUUUCCCCAUCCUACGAGCUGGUUGAUUCCAGCCGCCCCAAAAAGAGUGUCCGAGCCCCCUUAAGGAUCUUGGAUCCCGGUCGGACGAAACUGAGCACUGUUGAGACCAAGAGGAUCAUAUCUGUCUUGGAUGAGACCAUCUUCAGGAUAGAAUUGGUCAGCGUCUUCUCCCAUGUCAUUGAGAACCUCGAUGAGUUCAUUGCCGUGCUAGGUCCUGACCUUACAGGAGCCUUCCGGGAACAUCUACGCCUCUCCAACAUCCUGGAAUUUAUGCUUUCUCACCAGGAGGAAAACGUUCUCUAUAUAGGCUCCGGUAAAGGCACUUUUUUUGGCAUUGUGGAUCCGGAGGGUUAUCUCACUUUGCAAGUUCAAGGUCUCAAGAGUUCCGUCCGAAAUAUUCUGCGCCUGCUUUACACCAAUACGGUCGCUUGUCAAGCGCUGAGGGACGUGGCUUACUGCAGGGACCUGUCCGUCCAUAAAUUUAUUAAUUGCCUGUCCAAGCAGAGAGGGUUCCUCUUUGAGCAGCUCCUCACCACCCCCCUAGAAGAAAAAGAGAAAUGUCGGUUUCUGUAUGAAGUCUUCCAGAGAGACAAGAAAAACACAGAGAUUGCGGCAGGUCUGGAAGAGGAACUGACGGCAGCCAUCCAGAACAGGGACGAGGAGAUUUCCAAGAAGAACACCGUCAUCAAAGACCUGAAAAGUCACUUGCACAGCCUGGCCAAGUUCUCCGAAAGUCAAAUCCAGCGCACCCGGGCCGAAGCGGAGAAGCAGCACAAGACGGAGGUGCGCACCUCCCAGACGAAAUGUGGCAAGUUGCAACAGGAGCUGCAGCAGCUGCGAGCUCAGUUCAACGCCCUGGUGGUUGAGGAUCGCGAGUCGGAACUGAACCUUCGGAAGAAGAAAUACAAGGUGGAAAUGGAGAUAGAAAAUUGGGUCCAAAAGUAUGACCUCGAAAUGAUCGAAAAGCAGGAGGAGAUCGAUGAGAUUGAUGAGGUCUACGUGAACGAGAAGCAGGAUCUGUCCCAACUGCGGGAGAAAUACGCCCGACUGGACGAGGAGUACUGCCAGAUCGUGGAGGAGAGGAGGGUGAGGCAGGAGCAGAAGGACAAAGCCGAGAAGGAGCUAGCCAUCCUGGCCCGGGCGGCUACUCUGAUCCAAGCCGUGUGGAAGGGCUACUUGGUGAGGUCGCUGUUACGGAGCAAAAGGAAGAAGAAGGGAAAGGGGAGGAAGAGUACGAGCAGGAGAUGAAGGUUGAGCGUUAAUCAAUGCCUGUCCGUAUCCGUUUUGGUGACUGGGCUGCCCUGGCCAGCUUCGGAGAGGGAUGGAGCCCUUCCGAGGAUUCUUUAUGCUUCUUUAAUAAAGUCGAUCAUU
This is a messenger RNA of Protobothrops mucrosquamatus (brown spotted pit viper), 1601 nucleotides long. It is a transcript of the gene DRC10, whose product is annotated as IQ motif containing D. The record is from RefSeq and is a predicted model, not a curated record. Gene Ontology annotation, molecular function: protein binding. Bases 216 to 1478 code for a protein of 420 amino acids. Lineage: Eukaryota; Metazoa; Chordata; Lepidosauria; Squamata; Viperidae. The transcript has 4 exons.